GAGACUGCUGCUGGCAGAGGAAGCCGGUAACUCUUUAACAAGCCUGUUAGAGGUCGAGGCUUGUUAGGUUUACUUUUAUGCUCCUGUAGAAAGUUUAUUUGGAGUUACAACCAUCUCCAGCUGUUAGAGAGUGACAGUCAGUGAUAGUUAUGAGUGGGUAAAUAAAAGCAGAUUCACUCGCAAACAUGCGGACUUUUCUCCCUUUUCUGUGUGCCCUGUGCGUCACACCGGUAUACAACUUUCUCGACGGGACUUGCCCCAGAAAAGACCCUCCCCCUGGUGUGUUGGUUGUAUCCACUGGCAGUAAGUUGGUUUUGACCUGCAGCGGUCUUGUGAAGGUGGACGGAGUUAAUGUCAACAUUAGCAGAAAAGGCUACAGAGGAGAGAGUUCUUCCAAUGCAAUCCCAACCACUGCAAACAUUGUAAGCAACACUGGGGUUUCAGUGAAAAGUGAUAAAAAUACUAUAAGUAAUGGAUACCACACUCAAACUACUGAGGCAGGAGUCAACACUGUGACGGAGGAAAACAAACAUCUUGGAUAUACAGGUACGGGAUACACAGCCUAUCCACCGUCUCAAACAGUCCAGCUGACCAAUGUGAGCAGGCUGCUGGUGGGUGAAUCCAAAAGGCAGAGUGAAGACAUGGACGGCGAGGGUGAAUAUGAUGACGAAGAGGAGGAGGAAGGUGAGGAAGGGAGCAGGGUGACAAGGGGCAUAAAAUCAAGGCCUCAGUGGAAGUGGAAUGGGAGGACAGUGGGGAAGGGAGACAGAGACUGGGGAGAAGUCACAUUUGAGAGGAGAGGGGCCACACUCUCUCUGGCCUCAGUAAGACUGACAGACUCUGGAAAUUACACGUGUUAUCACAGAGGCAGAGAGAGGCUCUUCUUGAAAGUAAUCGUUGCAGAUCCUCCUGAGACUCCCAGACUGUCCUGCUACAAAAAGUCACCCAACAGUAAGAUUCGCUGUGAAUGGACACCUCAGAGGCCUGUUACUAAACGCCUUAACUGUUACCUCUUACUCAGAAAAGGCCAAGCAGAGACAUUCCUUCCUUUGCAGUGCUCAUUCUCAACUCGAUGUUGGUGUGCGCUUGACCACAAUGAGGACGAGCUAAGAAUCCUUCAUAUGGCCUACUUGUGUGUUACGAACAUGGCAGGCAAUACCACCAGCACUGUCCUGACCUUUACACCUCUGGACAUUUUAAAGCCUGACCCUCCAUCAGGUGUGUCCAUCCAACAGGAGGAGGGACAGGAGAUGAGGAUGAAGGUCACCUGGAACCUCCCAAUAUCCUGGAAGCGUCAAGACACAUAUUAUGAAUUAAUUUAUGAGCUAAAAUACCAACCCUACCUAUCCUCACUUUCUCAAGGACAGACGAGGACGAUCAAGGGCGGACGCUCCUACAAAACAUCCUACACUAUCACUGAUGCAAUGCCUGGUGUUAACUACCUGAUACAGCUCAGGACUAAGGAAGAAUAUGACGGUCAUUGGAGUAGCUGGAGUACACCGAUUUGUGGCAGCAGUUGGACAGCUCCACCAACAGACGAGUUGCUGACUACCCCAAUGUUUCCAACAGUAGAAGGCUCCGGUACAGAUGGCUUUCUCACUUCUGAAGUUCUUGAAUCAGAGAGUGGAGGUGAAUACGACGCAGUGGAGCUGCCCCAUCAUGUCCUGUGGAUCUCUGGUUCAUUUGCUCUCUUGGCAGUCAUUUUGGCCGUCUACAUGUUCAGACACAAGGACAGAUUCAUGUCUAAACUCCACAGGCUGAAUGUCAUCACCCAGUGUGGUGACACGUCUCAGCCUUCGAGCUCUGCCCCAACAGCUCCAGAGGGGCAAGUUCUUAUGACCUUUGCCCCUCCGCAGUACAAAGAGCCCCGAAUGAGCGAAGGCCAAGAAGGGGAAGAAGAAAAUGAGGAAGAACAUACAGCAAAUGCAAGGACAGAAGCCAUGCAUUUCAACAACACAAGUUAUUUCUUGGUCCAGAAAGAGUAACAAUCAUGCAGGAAACAGCAGGGGAAAAAACUAGCACGAAGAUUUGAAAUAUAAAUAGUCUUUUUUAUCAUUGGAUUGUUGUUUUUCACUUCACUGUCACAGAUGAUAAAGGGAUAAUGGACUUAAAAUGUUUAUGGUAGAAUUUCAGCUUGAAGCAAGCUCAGGAAAAGUGUGCAUAUUUUGUCUGUCUAUCUCUAUUUCAUGCCUAAAAUACCUCUAAAACGACUUUCUUUUGUAUGUUGUCAAAAACAGCCUUUAAGCUACUCUAUUCUGCGUGUGUGCCAUUUUGAAGUGUGUUGAUGAAUUGUAGAGGCCCAGAUGUAGGCCUAAAUAUGUGCCUGUGUUUAGCGUAACACCUCAUUUUCUGGUUGUAUAUAUUUUUGCUGAGGUUUGUGAAAUAGAUCACCCAAAUUAAAGCUUACUGUGGUUUGUUAAUUUAUAAUUAGUUUGGGAUCAUGCACCAUUGAACAGUAUUAGCAAUUUUAAAGGCAAUUGUUAAAGAGAGUGUCUAUGCUAAAAGAAAUUGGCACUUAUGUAAUGUAUUUUAUUAUCAAACUCAUACAUUAUAUCUGAACCCAAAUAACAUUCUGAAAUCACCAAAGUGUUUUCUUAU
This is a messenger RNA of Scomber japonicus (chub mackerel), 2598 nucleotides long. RefSeq names its product interleukin 6 receptor (gene il6r). Gene Ontology annotation, molecular function: cytokine receptor activity; protein binding. The record is from RefSeq and is a predicted model, not a curated record. The transcript has 10 exons. Gene Ontology annotation, cellular component: membrane; external side of plasma membrane. The coding region runs from base 186 to 1985 and encodes 599 amino acids. Gene Ontology annotation, biological process: cytokine-mediated signaling pathway. Lineage: Eukaryota; Metazoa; Chordata; Actinopteri; Scombriformes; Scombridae.